CCAGAUCUCAAUCCCUUCAUCGUAAUCCCCCUCCCCCUUUCUCAUCGAAAUUUCCGAAACCCUAAUUUCCCGGAUUUUCUUCAGAUUCGAGGCGGUCUUGUUCGGAAGGAGACAAGCCUAUCGAUCUGAUAAGGGUGAGGUGAUCGUAGAAUGUGAUGUAGGUGAGGUUUCGUUUAAUCGGAUGGUUCGAUCGGAGGGGUAAAAUGGAGCGGAUUUGGUUCGAGCCGAGGCCAAGACGUACAUCGGGAAGGGUCUGGUUAGGGUUACAAAUCUCGAUGGGUCUCCUCGUGGGUGGAAACCAUACCUCCUCCAGGUUUUGCACUCGCUAACUCUCUUUCCCUCUCCCGAUUUGGCUUUAGAUCUCUCUCUCUCUCUCUCCCCCCCGCUUGAGAUUUGAUUUCCAGUAGUCUCUUCGACGAAAACUUUUUCCCUUCUGGUUAAUUUUCUGGGAAAUCGAGUGAAGAUUCGGUGGUUGCGACCGUAUAUCGCACCAUGGGAGUUGAGCUACUGAGGUUGAAGAUGGCGCAUAGCUCUUUCCCAAUGCGCGCGCUUUUACGCGCCCUCAUGAUCAUCUGCGCUUUCUCGGUUGUUUCCAUGGUGCAGAUUUUCGGCGGAGUUAACGAAGGUGUGAAUCGACCCAUUAGGGUCGACGAGUGUGCUGUGAAUUUCGCCUUUAUGGGUCCUUUCCUGCUUUCCAGCGCCGGAUUGCUAUCCAAAAAAUUCCUGAAACCCAUUUGGAGCACAAUCGAAUCCGCGCAGUGCAAGGAAAACAUAAACUUGACUGCUAAUGUUGUCAGAGAGCUCACAACUAUGAAAAUGUUGAGUUAUGAUGCGAAAGCUCUCUGCAUUGGCCAAAGAUCUGUUUCAGCCGUUCUGGCGAUGAAACGAGAGGGGAUCUCUGAUGUUCAUGCAGUUUACAGGCCUCCGUUUUUUCCGCUUAGGAACAGGAAGCUCGUAACUGAGCUAGAUUACGAGGACACAUCUUUCGAUUUUGUGUUCUCUAGGGAUCUGGAGACUGUCCCUGUCCCUGCUUCACUCGUUCUUGAGAUCGAGCGAAUUCUUAAGCCUGGUGGGAUAGGAGCUAUGCUCGUGAGUACUAGCGGAUCUGACUCGAAUAGCUUGGUCAGAUCCGUUUCACCAGUUUCUUCAUUACUGAAGAAUUCGAGUGUCGUACACGUUGCCUCGGUGGGUGAACCCGUUUUAGUUGCAUUCAAGAGAAAUGCAGAAGAUGGUUUUCGGUUCGAUCAGAGUCCUCAAUUCCCGGCCGAUUGCCCAUCUGUUGUCAACAACAAACCUUACAUUGAUUUCUUGGAGCCUCUCCUCGAGGAAGAACGGGCAGACUUUGAAAGAAGGAUCCAUUACUUGCCCGAGUUCAUCGACGUUGUCUCAUCUAGGAAGAGGUUGGUCUAUAUCGAUAUUGGGGCAGCCGGGCAUCUGAAAAUGAAAACAAGAAGCUGGUUCUUCCCCUCUUACCCGAUCGACAAGAGAGCAUUCAAUGCUUAUUUUGUUCACCACAACACAUCUGUCCUGACAUCUUAUGUCAAAAGCCCAGGUGUCACCUUCAUUUACCAUCCGGGUCUCGCUGCAACCAAGGCAAUAACCGAUCCUGAAGAUCUCGAACCCUUUGUGGAGGAUGAAAGCUUUGAUUUUCUAGCAUGGUUCAAGGAGACAGUGAGUUUUGCUGACUUUGUGGUUCUAAAGAUGAACAGCAGUGAUGUGGAACUGAAGUUUCUGGCAGAUCUCAUCGAGACUGGAACUAUCUGCUCAGUCGAUGAGCUGUUUCUCCGCUGCACCACCGGCUACAAUGACUGCACCGGUAUCCUUAAGAGCCUCAGGAGCAGUGGCAUCUUUGUCCAUCAAUGGUGGGAAGAAUGAUAUCUGCUAUAUAUCAUGAAUUAUUAUCGGUUAUGGUUUGUCUUGCCCUAAUGCAUCUGUUGUCUGCUCUGUUGUUGCUGUAUUUGCUUCGGCGGUUGGGCGCUUUACCGAAAUAAACAGCCGCCAUGUGAACUUUUUGUCUGGUUUCAAUGAAGUUUGCUAAGUUUGUGUUUUUUUGUUUU
Messenger RNA from Tarenaya hassleriana, 2057 nucleotides. RefSeq lists its product as uncharacterized. The record is from RefSeq and is a predicted model, not a curated record. Gene Ontology annotation, molecular function: S-adenosylmethionine-dependent methyltransferase activity. The coding region runs from base 493 to 1875 and encodes 460 amino acids. NCBI's taxonomy places the organism in Eukaryota, Viridiplantae, Streptophyta, Magnoliopsida, Brassicales, Cleomaceae. The transcript is spliced from 2 exons.